Messenger RNA from Rhizoctonia solani, 1533 nucleotides. RefSeq names its product cytochrome P450 family protein. The transcript is spliced from 12 exons. The coding region runs from base 1 to 1533 and encodes 510 amino acids. Lineage: Eukaryota; Fungi; Basidiomycota; Agaricomycetes; Cantharellales; Ceratobasidiaceae. Gene Ontology annotation, molecular function: monooxygenase activity; oxidoreductase activity, acting on paired donors, with incorporation or reduction of molecular oxygen; iron ion binding. The record is from RefSeq and is a predicted model, not a curated record.
AUGUUUAAAACCAUGCAGAAGGGGUACAUUGGAGAAUGUGGGUAUUCAGUCCCAAGGUUCGCCUUGCACCUUGCACUGAAAUUCCAGUCUUCAAGGGGUUCACAAAAUGUCACUCAUCUAUGGGCCAACAUUCAACACGCGUGUAAUAUUUUUACUGUCGACCACGAUGUGAUCAAGUUCGCUCUUGCCACUGGCUUCGAGCACUUUGAAAAAGGACCCACACAACGCAACCGCAGCGAAACAAUGAUGGGCGACGGCAUUUUCAAUCGUGAUGGCGACGUGUGGAGAUUUCACCGCACCAUGGCGCGCCCCUUCUUUGCUCGAGAGCGAAUCUCCGACUUCCAUCUCUACGAUCGGUAUACCCAGAAGGUGCUUUCAAUAUUCCACAACCAUGAAGGCAGGGAUGUUGCAUGCGAUGCACAGGACGUAUUUUCCCGGUUUACCAUGGACGCAGCUGGAGAUUUCCUCUUCGGAGCAUCAGAUCUUAAUACCCUGGAUCUUCCGCUCCCAAUUGCAGGUCAGGCCAAGAUGGGACCGAAGGGCACACUCGCAGAGGGUGGAUAUGGUAGCUUUGUGAGCGCAUUUGAAAAGGCUCUUAUCCUUCUCCCCAUUCGGAGUCGUCUCGGCAAACACCUGUGGCCAGCGGCGGAGCUUUUGGCAGACAAGGCACGACCUUACAGAAAUGAAAUAGAUUUCUGGAUCCAGCCCUUGCUCGACCAAGCGUUCGGCCGGAGAGAUUCGUGGCUGCGGAGCGGAGGAGACGAGAAGCAGCCAGCUGGGGAUACUUUCAUCGACCAUUUGGUAUCCAGCACGGAUGAUAGGAAGAUGAUUGCAAACGAGCUCAUUAAUAUUCUACUGGCCGCGCGUGACACGACCGCUAGCCUGUUGACAUUCUCAGUAUACCUUCUUGCAAUGCACCCAGAAGUCAUGGAACGCGCGCGUGCAGAAGUGUUGGAUACCGUAGGCGAGUCAGCGGCACCCACCUACGACCAAAUCAAGCAAAUGCGCUAUCAACGGGCCAUUAUCAACGAAGUUUUGCGCCUCUUCCCUUCUGUGCCCCUGAAUGAGCGAGCAUCGUCUCAUUCAGUCGUUCUUCCCGCCAAGCCCACUGAAACGCCAUUAUAUAUGCCGGGUCCGCACGCGUCGAUGAUAUAUAGCACUAUGCUUAUGCAGCGGGAUCCCGAGCUGUGGGGGCCAGACGCCGAUUUAUUCGAUCCGAUGCGGUGGCUUGACCACAGACACAAGCGAGUCCUCUCUGACCCGUUCAAAUUUAUCCCGUUCAACGCCGGACCGAGAAUUUGCCUUGGACAGCAAUUCGCACUGAACGAAGCUUCGUUUGUUCUCACCCGGUUAUUACAAAACUUUACCGGCUUUGAGCUGGCUAUGAACGCGGCUCCGGAGGGUUCCUGCCCGCCUGCCGAAUGGGCCCAAGGCACCGGCAGGAAGCCUUUAGAGAAGAUCUGGCCAAAGAGCGCUGUCACGCUUUAUUCCCAUGGAGGGAUGUGGGUCAAAUUCAAGAGCGCCCUCAAGUAG